Messenger RNA from Schizophyllum commune H4-8, 453 nucleotides. RefSeq lists its product as uncharacterized. The record is from RefSeq and is a predicted model, not a curated record. The coding region runs from base 1 to 453 and encodes 150 amino acids. NCBI's taxonomy places the organism in Eukaryota, Fungi, Basidiomycota, Agaricomycetes, Agaricales, Schizophyllaceae. The transcript is spliced from 2 exons.
AUGCCCUUCGCCCUCAAUACCGCCUCCACUCACCCUCCACCAUCCUACCCUUUGCCCAACACGCCUCAUGUUCAGCCAAUACCAAUUUCUUACCCCCGACGCCCGCCCAUCUCUCACCACCCUCCAAAGUCCGCAUCGCCCUCCCUUGACCCCGUCAUGGAGUCAGGCGCGCACGAAGAGGGCACACAGGUGCGCCGGCGGCGGACGCUGCCUUCUGUGCGCUCGCCGAGCCUUAGAGCGUCAGCAUCAGGGAGCAUAGCGAGUGUCGCGAGGGGCGAUUCCUUGAGGAGGGGAGAAGGUGACGCGGCGACGAAGGAGGGUGAGAGCACGCUCAAGCGCGAAGGCUCUCAGAAGCGCGAGCGCGAGCCGGACAGCGGGACGCAAUCGGACCGCGAGGAGCGGCGCGUGCUGCGGAAGCAGCGACGGCCAUCGACGGCGAAUAUCAAGUCAUAG